GCCCAACCCAACAUUUAUUUGUUAUUUUAUUUAAUGUUCCGAAAAUGAAUUAAAUUUCGUUCCCGCGAAUGUUCCCUCUCAUUGAUGGCGCCCAAACUCUACCAUCAAAUAUAGUUCUUCUUCUUCCCUCCUUUUUCCUUCUCUCCCAAACCUAAAUCAAAUCCCUAAUCCCUAAUCUCUUUCUUCUUCAUUAUUCGUCUUCUUCCUUUCUCAAUGGCCAUGGAUGUUCGAAGCUCUAACUCUCUCUUCACUCACAUUGCCUCCAGAGAACUCUUCCGAGUUCGUAAACGACCGCGUAUGGACGGAUUCGUUUCCGCCUUCGACGAAACCGGAUACGUCGCCGUACACCACAACGCCGAAGACACCAUUCCCCUCUCUCUUUCCUUCGGCAAGACUACCAAAUUUGCACACAUUCUUGCAGUGUCUGAUGAAGACGGUUAUGUUAGCUUGUUUGAUACUCGUCGCAAAUGUCCUGUUACCUCAAACUUUGAAGAAAAUACAGAAGACAAGAUCUGCGAUUGGGUUUCGCAUCAGAAUGCUGUUUUUGAUAUUUGUUGGAUUAAGGAGGAUAUGCAGAUUCUCACUGCUUCCGGUGAUCAAACAAUAAAAUUAUGGGAUGUUCAAGAACGGAAAUGUCUUGGAGUGUUGAUGGGGCAUACGGGAAGUGUGAAAUCCUUGUGUCCCCAUCCAACCAAUGCAGAUAUUAUUGUCUCUGGUUCUAGAGAUGGUUCCUUUCGUAUUUGGGACUUGAGAUGCAAGUCCACUAGACGGGGAGAAGUUAGCAUAUGUUCAAUGGAUGGUGUCAAUGGAGCACAUGUUUCAUCCCAAGCACGACGAACUAGAAGGGGAAAGGCCGCCUCCAUGAGCAUUACGUCUGUUCUUUAUCUCAAGGACCAGGUUUCCCUAGCAACGGCUGGUGCAGUGGAUAGCGUGUUGAAGUUUUGGGAUACCAGAAAUUUAAAAAAUUGUGUUACUCAGACGUGUCCAUGUCCUCAGUCAACUGAAAAGCAAAGUUUGCACGGAAUAUCUAGUUUGUCCCAAGAUGAAAGUGGACUUUUUCUUUCGGCCUCUUGCAUGGAUAACCGAAUUUAUUUAUACAACACUUUACAACUUGAAAAAGGGCCUUUAAAAUCUUUUUCCGGAUGCCGAAUUGAAUCAUUUUUUGUAAAGUCUGCAAUUAGUCCUGAUGCAUCAAAUAUUAUCAGUGGUUCUAGUGAUGAUGGAAAUGUUUAUGUUUGGAAGGUUGACAAGCCUAUGGAAGAUCCUACCAUUUUGAAAACCCACGAUGGUGAAGUUACAGCAGUUAACUGGUGUAGCUCCGAAAUUGGCAAAUUCGCAACUUGUUCUGAUGACUUUACAGUUCGGAUAUGGAAUAAAAACAGUUACGUCUCUAGAACACAAUGUGCAUCUGCGGUUCGAAGAAGAGUAAUGGCAAUUCCUAGUACAGAGUGCAAAAUCCUUUUAAAUAAUGGCAAAAGGUACUCUAAAACAGAAGAAGAUGCUUUUUCACCCGAUCAUAAGCUACAUCCAAUUUCCUCACCCACUCCAAUCACACCACCCAAAGUGAACAUAUCUGAAGGCCACACGAACCAACUUUCCUCCUCAGGAUUUGAUCCUAAUGCAGCUUCUCAAAAAACCCCUGAAUCUGCUUUGAAGAGCCCCUCAUCUGUAUUGAACCCUCCAUCCUCCUUAAAAAGAACUAUCAGAGACUACUUUUCAGCAUCUCCAAGAACCUUGUAGGCUUGUUAAACAACAGAAUUCUGUGAUCAAGUAAAAGGCUUUUGCACAUAUUGUUUGCAUGGGUGGCUUGGAAUCUCUUAAGCCAUGAUUUUGGGUAAGCUUCAUUUUCUGUGGUUGCAUACAUCCCGUUAUUUGCAGAUGUAGACAUGAUCUAAGGAAUAUGUUAUUGUCUCCAUAGGUUGUUUGAAAUGUAAAGUGCAUCAAAGGAUUCGUUAUAGCAACCACAUUUGUUUUAUACCCCAAAUUCAGAUCAAGCUGGGAAGGGAGGGCAAAAGGAUGAAAACAUGAAAAGCUGGACAAAUGUCUGCUUAUUUGCUGAGAGAUAAUUGAACAAAUGGAGUGUGUUUGUAUUAUACUUGAUUUACAUAUGAAACCUGACUAUCAUGUUUUACCCAA
Vigna radiata var. radiata (mung bean) is the source of this 2136-nucleotide messenger RNA. Its product is annotated as denticleless protein homolog. The transcript is spliced from 16 exons. Gene Ontology annotation, biological process: proteasome-mediated ubiquitin-dependent protein catabolic process. Bases 214 to 1740 code for a protein of 508 amino acids. Lineage: Eukaryota; Viridiplantae; Streptophyta; Magnoliopsida; Fabales; Fabaceae. The record is from RefSeq and is a predicted model, not a curated record. Gene Ontology annotation, molecular function: protein-macromolecule adaptor activity; protein binding. Gene Ontology annotation, cellular component: nucleus.